This is a messenger RNA of Cydia strobilella, 6551 nucleotides long. RefSeq names its product phosphatidylinositol-binding clathrin assembly protein LAP (gene lap). Gene Ontology annotation, cellular component: extrinsic component of presynaptic endocytic zone membrane; synaptic vesicle; clathrin-coated pit. Bases 127 to 2316 code for a protein of 729 amino acids. Gene Ontology annotation, molecular function: SNARE binding; phosphatidylinositol-4,5-bisphosphate binding; 1-phosphatidylinositol binding. The record is from RefSeq and is a predicted model, not a curated record. NCBI's taxonomy places the organism in Eukaryota, Metazoa, Arthropoda, Insecta, Lepidoptera, Tortricidae. Gene Ontology annotation, biological process: clathrin-dependent endocytosis; clathrin coat assembly; synaptic vesicle budding from presynaptic endocytic zone membrane. The transcript is spliced from 17 exons.
AUCUUGAAUUUAGUAUUGUGCCAGUCGGGGGGGUGGUGACAUAUUUUAUUUAACCCGUCAUCACCAUAAUUUUGUGAAUUUGUUGAAAAAAGGAAAAUUAGUGCCGUGUCGAGGUGUGGAUAGUUUAUGUCAGGACUGAACGUGAAAAUGGCGGGUCAGACUAUAAACGAUAGGCUUUUAGCCGCUCGCCACAGUAUAGCCGGGCAAGGCUUAGCAAAAUCGGUAUGCAAAGCCACUACGGAAGAAAUGAUCGCACCCAAAAAGAAACAUUUAGAUUAUCUAGUCCACUGCACAAACGAGCCAAAUGUCUCGAUACCGCAGCUCGCCAACUUGCUCGUCGAGCGAACACAGAACACCAAUUGGGUGGUGGUGUAUAAAGCGCUCAUCACCGUACAUCAUCUACUGGCAUAUGGGAAUGAGAGGUUCACACAAUAUCUAGCAUCAAGUAAUUCAACGUUUCAACUAAGUAAUUUUCUAGAUAAAAGCGGAGUUCAAGGCGCGGCCGGUGCGCGGAUCGGCUAUGACAUGUCGCCAUUCAUCCGGCGGUAUGCCAAGUACAUGAAUGAGAAGGCUCUGUCUUACCGGACGGUCGCUUUUGACUUCUGCAAAGUCAAAAGGGGGAAGGAGGAAGGCUCUCUCCGUAUGAUGAACGCGGAGAAGCUGCUAAAAACGUUGCCAGUCCUGCAGGCACAGCUGGACGCGCUGCUGGAGUUCGACUGCAACGCCAACGAUCUCACCAACGGGGUCAUCAACAUGUGCUUCAUGCUGCUCUUCAGAGAUCUCAUCAGAUUGUUCGCAUGCUACAACGAUGGCAUCAUCAACUUACUGGAGAAAUACUUCGACAUGAACAAGAAAAACUGCCGCGACGCUCUCGAUCUCUAUAAGAAGUUCCUCAUCAGAAUGGAUAGGGUCGGAGAGUUCCUUAAGGUGGCAGAGAACGUGGGCAUAGACAAGGGUGACAUUCCGGAUCUCACGAAAGCGCCGAGCAGCUUGUUAGACGCGCUCGAAGGACAUUUAAACACACUGGAAGGCAAGAAGGGCUCCGCCGCCAACACUCCCACGCAGACCGCCAGUGCCCAAAAGAACGUGGCCUCCGUUAUGGGAGCGCUAUCAUCCACGUCCUCAUCGUUCGGCAACGUAGCGGCCUCGUCGCGACUCGACAAGGCAUCAAACGGCGCCGGCCUCUUCAUAGACGACCCGCUUGCCCAGCAAGCGUUGGCUGAAGAAGAAGCCGCAAUGAAUCAAUACAAGGUGAAUUUAUUACAAGGGGAGGAAUGGACGGGCGAGGAAGACAUUUCCGUCAUUAUAAACAAAGUUCAGUCACCGACGAACGCGGCAAACAACCCGUUCCUCUCGUCCGCACCGCCCGCCAACCAAAACCAGUCCAUCGUGGAUCUGUUCGGCCCCACGCCGGCGGACGGCGCCAGCGCCGCCAGCAAAGCCUCGGACGACUUGCUGUCGCUCGGCAACCCGUUUGCUGACAUGUUUGGAGCGGCCCCACAACCGGCGCCGGUGUGGCCCCAGCAACCGACCAACGGUUUCACGCCGUUCCCGCCGCAGCAGAACAACACUUUCGUCUCUGAGGCUAACUUCUCUAACGUUUUCAAUAACACUGAUACCACAGCUGCCGCGGCAAACCCAUUCAUGGGUAUGGGAGACCCCACUCAACCAAUCUCCGCCUCCCCCGCUCGCCCACCGCCACCGGCCCAUCCUCCCCAACCCAAAUCCGCCUUCGACGAUCUCGAAGACGUCAUGCGAAUGUCCCUGGGGGGCUCCCCCGCCAAGUCCCAACCGAUAACCCAACAGCCGCAGCCGAUGGCGGCCGCGCAGCCCCUCGGCGACGUCAUGCCCAUGGGCGCGCCGCAGCCGAUGAUGUUCGGCUCGCCCGCAAGACAGCCGAUGGUGCCGAUGACAGCUAUGGCAGGUCAGCAGCAGCAGCAGCAACCCAAUAAAGUGUUGACGGGCGACUUGGACUCGUCACUCGCCUCCUUGGCUAACAACCUUACCAUCAACAAAUCCGCCACGGCACCGAAGCCGAUGCAGUGGAACUCGCCAAAGAACGGAUCGAAGCCGGGCGCCGCGUGGAGCCCCCAGCCCAUGCAGGCCACCACCGGCGCGGGAUACCGCCCAAUGGGUCCAGGCAUGAACCUCCCGCCCAUGCCCCAUACUUUGCCCCAUACAUACCACCCCCCGCAUUACGUUAUGCAACAGCCAGGCAUGGUAAUGGGCAUGCCCGGGACGCCGAUGCCGGCGAUGGCCAUGGGGCAACCCAUGCGACCGCAGUUUCCACCGCAGCCAACCAACCAGUUUAGCUAAACAUGCUUAUUGUACUAGCGUUGUUAUAUCGCGUUUUCUAUGUAGUAUCUUAGCGGAACCAUAUAGCUCCAGUGACUAUUCUAAUACUAAAUCUGUUGGAGACCUAAUAACUUAUUUUUUUAAUUAGGCAUGUCACUUGCUAUCUUAUACAACAGUAAAUUGCAUAAGAUGGGGACAGAUUGUAAUAAUGUCGCCAGACAUCACAAAAAGUAGAUCUGAUGCCUCGAUCGAAUGUGUUAAACGUAACAGUGAAUAUACCAGUCAAAUUGUAAUUUAUUGGAAGGCUAUUUCCUUUCUUACGUGUAGGAACACUAAGUUAGAAGAUUGAAACUGUACCUAUUUAUAACGUGAUUCAUUUUCCCACUAGUUACCACCAAGUUCUUACCAGUGGUAACUACUGGGAAAAAAAUCCCAGCAGUUACGACCAACUUGGUUUGGUGGUGGUAAAAGGUGGGAUUUUUUUCCCCAGUAAUUACAAUAAAAAUUUUGUUAGCGUUAAAUACUAAUAAAAACAGUAUAAAAAUAGAGUGCUUUAAUCAACAAAUUAUAUAAGUCGAUUAGUGUUUCAGUAAACUGUCGUAAAAGUGAUAAAAUAUAACUAUUAAUAAAUUGUAUUAACAUCACAGUUAUCCGAACGAACAAACAAAUUAGUCAAAAACCGACUUAUUUUGAUAACUUUUAUUAUUGGAAGGGACCUUAUUGCCGAUGGCGCUUACGCCAUUAUCAACGAUGCUCCUAUAUAAAUACAACGUUGCGCUACGCAGUGCGGCGUAAGCGCCCUCGACAAAAGGUCCAACUUCAUAGAUAACUUCACAAUUAAUUCAAUUUACAAUUAAUAAGAUAAAUUUCAUCCAAACGUUAAUUUCUCCUUAACUAUUUUAGUUUUGGCACUUGCACCGGUAAAACAGUUUUAAUAUUUUUGAUAACUUUUAAGGCAGUUUACUGAAACGACGAAUCGACUUACAAUUAUUUAUACUGUUACUUUUUCUAUAAUUUUUAUUAGUUUUGAACUCUAACAACAUUUUGGUGGUAACUACUGGGAAAAAAAAUCCUAGUAACAUUAACAUUAACAUUGGUAACAACUUGGUGGUAACUACUGGGAAUAACCCGAAAAAUAGGGUCUUCAGUAGAUCUGUCUGCCACAUUUUUUCUCGUAACCUAGCAACAGUUAUGAUUGCUCAUUUUUGCAUAUAAAUACUUAACGACGCUACAUAGAACUCAAGUAUACCUGCAUAUUAUAUUUUGUAACUGUUUCAACCAAUGAAUCGAGGUUAAGUCAUUGAAUGUAAAUCUGACUUAGUAGUAAAAUAUCUAAGUUUACACAUGUAUAAAUAGUAUGUAUCUUAAUAACGCAGAUGUUACUAUUCUGUUGCGAGUUACCUAAUUAAUUGGUUAGUUAAUUGAUUUAUAUCAUUCGUUAAUUAUCAUGAAACAGUCAAUUAUUAUUAUUAUUUGGAUAUAAAAUUCAUGCUUUCUUCCAAUUGUAAAUAAAAUAAAAAUAAAAUUAUGAUUAUUUUAAUUCCUUGAUUGAUUAUACUUUAUUUCACUAUGAGAAUAAGUAUUUUGUGUGUGCGAUUUCAAUACUAUUUUUCUAGAAAUCAAAUAUUUCGUUAGUAAAUUAUACACUAAACUUUAUUUUGCUUCGUAUGACAAUUUAUUAUUAUGUCUUAAUGAAUUUUUCUUAUGAAAACGGUGCAUAUAUCAUUAUAUUUUGUUAUCAAACAUCACAUUCCAUAUUUGUACAAAAGUAUAUUUGACUGCAGGUUGAUUAAAACGUUAUUCCCGAUACCUAGCUAUUAUGACAUAUUUAGCAUUUCAACUGGAAUUUAAGUGAACAUCUCAUAUUAACUUUAACAAAACGUAAAUAUAUAAAUGUAACUUGUAAAUGUUAGUGUUGAUGCUUUAUGAAAUAAAAUAGAAUACCGUAGUGUGGAAUGCAUUGCCGAUGAAUGCUGCAUACACUGAUUGUAAGAAUGUUGUAUCCCUUAAUUUACUUUUUUAGUUAUUCCAGAAUUACAUUACAUUAGUACUUAAAUAUAUUCCAUCAACCAACAGCAUAUCAAAACUAUAAACUACCUACAUUUCAUUUUAUUAAAUAUUAUUUACAGUGGCUUAUUGAGAGAUUUCUAAUGUUUAAAAGUAUUCUAGUAUCACAGUUAUGUCAAUAAUGCGUCUUACGUUUACAAAAUUCUAGCCGUUAAGUGUGCUAAAAAGUACUAGCCGAUAACUAAUCUACUUUUAGUGUCAUCAGAUUUAUAUUUAUGUGUGGCAAUGAUUUUGCAUACUUUCCUAUAGUCAUAGCUUAAGCGUAGCAUAUCUGUUUCACGAAAUCCACUUCUAGCGUUGUUUCGAUACAUAAAUAACCCUGUUAUUUCCAUAUCUUUGUAUAAUCUUAUGUAUAGGUAAAUUACUAUAAUAGAGAAACCCUUAACAAAAUAAAAAGAAAAAAUAUUUAAUUAUUGUUAAUCAAAGUAAAUCAACAAUAACACAAGUUGAAAUAUCUGAGCACUACAAAAGGCUAUUUUGGUUAAACAAUGUUUAAAUAUAUUUGAAAUGAGGGUGUUUGUAUAGGAGUUAUUCGCAUUAGAUUGUUACUGAAAUUAGGUGUUACGGGUGUAUAUUCUAUCGUGUGGCUGUUGUGAAUAUAAGGACUAGGUGCUUAUUUCGGAAACUAUUAAACGUGCGUAUCGUGCAUUCUCAGUUAUCUUCGCCUCUACACAGUUUAAGACUAUUUUCUGGUCGAUUACCCCCCUUCUAUAAAGAGUGUCGUACUUACCCUUACGAAAUGCACCCCUUGGUCGAAUGACAAUAAGACGUUUCUGACAUAAAUAUCCAAUCAUUGGAAACCAUGCUUAUUGACAACCGGCCAAGUUGUACGUAAGUUUAACAUAAGAACGUCAUAUUUUUUUAAUGAAGGGAAGCUGCUCUCGUUAAAUUUGAGAUUUUUUUCAGUUAUGAUAGUGUAAUAUGUAAUCUAAUGUAACUAAGUUACUUAUAUUUUUGAUUUUGAGAUGCAAAAACGAAAUAAUUAAUGGUAUAUGAUAUCAUUUGCAAUUGUAUAUGAGAUCUGUUGAGUAAUUAUGAGUAUUUUAUGCAGUUUAGCCAGGAACUUGACAGUUAUGGCAGUUUAUGAGUUUAUCGACAAUAUUAGCAAAUAUUAUUAUCAUCAUUUGUACGCUAUUAAUUGUCAGAAGUUCCUAGCUCUACUUUUGACUGCUAGUAUUUAUUUGUGCAAUAUUUUGUUAUUUAUAAACUACAGGCAUUUCGCAACUGGUUAACAUAGGUAUGUCACGUAUUUUUGGUGUGAAUUUUUAGUUUGACUUCACAAAAACUAACACUAAUUCCAAUUGUUGAUAUGACUUCUAAGUUGCAAAUCAACUUAGGAAAAAUGGGAGCCUACACUCAAAUAAGUAUCUUAUAAAUUGAUUUGAUAACCGGGCAGAUUCUCCACCUACUGCUCAGGUGAAAUGUUCUAUGUAAAAUAAAAUUAGUAUUAUAGCAGUUGCAUCUAACACCACUUCUGUACAUGCCUAAAUUGUUUAAAAUAAUUUGGUUAUUAAAGCCAUACUAUACUAUAUGGUAAUUUACAGUAUUAGAUGUAAAGUUUCCCAUCAUACCCAUGUUUAUUAUAGAGUGGUUUAUAAAGACAAAAAAAAAGAUGAUGCCGCUGUACCCAUUUUUGUAAAAGAUAUGAAAAAAGAAAUACAUUACACAUAGUCACUGGCAUUUUCAGUUCGUUCUGUGAUGUUUGCUUCGACUGAUUUAUUUGAAAAUGUUAGAAUAAGGGAGGCGGGAGUCAAUGCAAUGUAGUAACUGUUUGGCGAGUGAAGAGUCGCCGAGCGAUGACGGUUUCUGAUUGAACUAGAGUCUUCUACGGUUAGUUAGAUGUGUAGAAUACGGUAACCAGCAACAAUAAUCAUGACAGUAAUCAGUACAGCCUCACUUCGCCCUCGAUGUAACUGUCAUAGUUCACAAUAUUUUGAACCAUGAGUUAACACAUGAGUCAUUAUUGUUGUUGCGUGUGUGACUGCCCAAAAUGAUUUAUAAUUAGUAGCACUAGUAUAACCUUUAAAAUUUUAAAGUUGUACAUUUUAUUAUUUUUAUCAAUAUAAUGUUUUGUUUAUUUUUUUAUUUUAUGUAAAUACCCUCUUAUUAUUACUUACUAGUAGACUUAUGUCAUGCCUUUAGAUAUUCAAUUUUAGAUUAUUUAUGAAAUGAAUAAAUCAUACAGAUUA